This is a messenger RNA of Trichoderma breve, 1878 nucleotides long. RefSeq names its product ribosomal silencing factor during starvation domain-containing protein. Gene Ontology annotation, biological process: mRNA stabilization; mitochondrial gene expression; mitochondrial proton-transporting ATP synthase complex assembly. The coding region runs from base 1 to 1878 and encodes 625 amino acids. The transcript is spliced from 2 exons. The record is from RefSeq and is a predicted model, not a curated record. Gene Ontology annotation, cellular component: mitochondrion. NCBI's taxonomy places the organism in Eukaryota, Fungi, Ascomycota, Sordariomycetes, Hypocreales, Hypocreaceae.
AUGAUUUCGCGCCCGGUGGCUGCGACUCUGGGGUGCUGCGGAUGCCGAGGGGUGAUUCUGAGGGCCGUUGCAUCCAGGCCACUGGCGGGCAUUGGACAAUCGGCAUCGCGGGGAAUCAGACCGGCGGCGAGCUCAGGACUACGAAGUUUUUCGACAAGCCAGCAGUUUGGCACCGCAGCGCGAAAAGACGCUGAAACGAAGCCAACGAUCGAACAACGAAAAAGCGAGGAUGAGAUUGACGAUGAGAUUGUCGACAACGACGAGUCCGCGGAUACACCAUGGUUUCUAGAUGUUCAACCGCCACGACAUGCGCCGCUGCAGCACAUUGCGUCGCUACCCAAAGUACCCGAAGAUGCGCCUCAUUUCCUCGAGCCGAUGAUGAAAUACAUAUACGAAGACAUGGGUUUGGACGAGUUAUCAAUGCUGGAUCUCCGCGACCUUGAUCCACCAGCGGCACUCGGUCCCAAUCUCAUCAUGAUUUUCGGAACGGCGCGAAGUGAGAGGCACUUGCAUAUUUCGGCAGGUCGCUUCGUACGAUGGCUGCGGCGAAACUACCAAGUUGGUGCUCGGGCAGAUGGGCUAAUUGGGCCGGGAGAACUCAAGACGAAGCUGCGCAGAUUAAGGAAGAAAGCGAAGAUGCUGGGGAGCAACACUAUGAUUUUGCCUGGUUCGGAUAAUGGAAUUUCGACAGGCUGGGUCUGCGUCAAUUUCAUGGCGCAUGAGAAUGGAGUACAAGAAGCUUCCAGUUACGACGAGAGUGGCCGAUUUUCAGGGUUUGGUACACCAACGACGGGAACAACAGUGGUUGUGCAAUGCAUGACGGAAUCGAGGCGAAACGAACUUGAUUUGGAAACCCUCUGGAGAGGCAUCCUCAAGCGAAACCUUGAAGAGAUGCAAAAGAUGCCUGACAGCCCUUCUGCUCAUCAGUGGCAAGCUCUUAAGCUAGCUUCUCAACAGCAGCGCCACUUUUCGACCAUGGCCCGACGUCUUCAAGCUCGUACUCAGAGCAGUGAGUCUAGAGCGACUUCAAUGAAUGAUGACGCUCUAGUAACAGAAGAUCAGCCGGGUAGCCCUUCGUUUGAUCUGAGUGCACUGCGGCGACAUAUCCAUGACUUUCAAGUGGCCGGAAGCCCCGUGAGUCGCGAAACUUUGCAAAGCCUCAUUUCUGCAGUAUUUCGGGCUGAGCUAACAGAGGAAAACACUGCGUCAGAACGACUUGCUCUGGUGGACCAGCUCAAUCUCGUGGCGGAGGAGCGUGGGCUCUCGGUCAUGUCCAAAGACUGGCUAAUCGCCCUCAUUGAGUCCAUCGCCAUGUCUCCGGCAUAUGGGCCGGAGCUGCAGCGGGCACAGAAGAAUGUAGAGUUUCUCCUAUCCACCAGGCAAAAGUCUGCGUUGAAAAAUAGCGAGAUCCUGCGACUCAUGGCGGCGUACGCGCACCGGUCAGAGUGGGAAAAGUUUUGGGACGCAUUUCGCUCACCUGCUCGAUUUCAAUUGCCGCGGUCGCCAGAACUGUACGAGUUUGCUUACCGCGUGCUGGCGGCUACUGGAGAUCGGAAGCUGUGCACUGAUGCUCUACGUUGGGUGUAUCCCGAAAUGCUCAAGGAGGAGCCCAAAGUAUGGCCUAUUGGGCCGCUAUACGUGUCAUUAAAGGCAUGUAUCCUAGUUGCAGAUCCUGCUGCUGAGAGCCUACUGCAUCACCCUCCGCCUCAAGAUUCGCUGGACCUGUUUGGCCAGCGGCAAUUGGUACAUAGGGAAUUCUUGCGCGUUUUGCGGGAGGUUGAGAACCUACGACACCAUCAUGCUGGAGAACAGGCGAGAGAGCAGAGGGCACAGACACUUCGCAAGUUGUCGGGACAGAUGCCGUCCAAUCAAAAUUAG